Phodopus roborovskii (desert hamster) is the source of this 590-nucleotide messenger RNA. Its product is annotated as low-density lipoprotein receptor-related protein 1B-like. Gene Ontology annotation, molecular function: protein binding. The record is from RefSeq and is a predicted model, not a curated record. Lineage: Eukaryota; Metazoa; Chordata; Mammalia; Rodentia; Cricetidae. The transcript has 2 exons. The coding region runs from base 285 to 590 and encodes 101 amino acids.
CGCCGCUUAUUAGUAAUAGAUGUGAUUUCUGCGGGAGACAGAGGGGUGUACGGAGGCCUCGGUGAUUAAUAGUGAAUUCCCAUCUGCGGGCAUCUCUCUGCCCCUCUUGCGUGAUGUAAGAUCAGACGUACCCCUGCAUCGAAAAGUCCAGACAUACAGCGCCUGGCUGGCGCUCGCACACUCUCCGCAGGCGCGCUUCUGCACACCUUCCACAACCUGCUCCUGGCAGAGCAAGGAGGACUGGCUGGACCCACCGACCCAAGAAUUUCCAGUGACAUUCGUAAAUGACGCGGCUGUGUUUCAGGCUGCCAGCAGCCGCGGCCGGGCCGAGGGUGCCACCGACCAGUCUGCAGCACAGGCUCACCGGGAAGAUCACCAUGUCCCAAUUGCUUCUCGCCAUCCUCACUCUCUCGGGAUUAUUGCCUAAUGCCAAGGUGCUGACUGUGGGAGCCGACCAAGAUCAGCAGUCUUGUGACCCUGGUGAAUUUCUUUGCCAUGACCAUGUGACUUGUGUCUCCCAGAGUUGGGUGUGUGAUGGGGACCCUGACUGCCCGGAUGAGUCAGAUGAGUCUUUAGUCACCUGUGAGUAA